Messenger RNA from Syzygium oleosum, 849 nucleotides. RefSeq names its product auxin-binding protein ABP19a. The coding region runs from base 93 to 719 and encodes 208 amino acids. NCBI's taxonomy places the organism in Eukaryota, Viridiplantae, Streptophyta, Magnoliopsida, Myrtales, Myrtaceae. Gene Ontology annotation, cellular component: cell wall. Gene Ontology annotation, molecular function: manganese ion binding. The transcript has a single exon. The record is from RefSeq and is a predicted model, not a curated record.
AUUCGUGCACGACUCCUAUAUAAACCUUAUGUGACUUAGUUACUACAUACCAUAUCUUGGGACCUGAAGGCAAAGAAAAAGCACAAACCAAAAUGCUUCACAUUCUCUUCUUCUUCUCCCUUCUCUUCUCCUCUUCUCAUGCCUCUGUCCAGGACUUCUGUGUUGCGAACCUCAAAGGGCCAGACACCCCGGCGGGCUUCACUUGCAAGAGCCCUAAAAAGGUCACUGUCGAUGACUUUGUUUUAUCAGCACUAGGAAUAGCUGGUAACACCACCAACAUCAUCAAAGCAGCCGUGACCCCUGCAUUCGUUAGCCAGUUACCGGGCCUCAAUGGGCUCGGCCUCUCAGCAGCCCGAUUGGACCUGGCGCCGGCCGGCGUCAUCCCAUUGCACACCCACCCGGGCGCAUCGGAGCUCCUGUUUGUGAUUCGGGGGAAAAUAUUGGCAGGGUUCAUUUCUUCAGCCAAUGCUGUUUAUUUGAAGACCCUGAAGAGAGGUGACAUUAUGGUUUUCCCACAGGGGUUGCUUCAUUUCCAAGUGAAUGCAGGUGGGUCCACGUCCAUCGCUGUGGUCAGCUUCAGCAGUGCAAAUCCUGGCCUCCAAAUCCUCGAUUUUGCAUUGUUUGCCAACAACUUGCCAUCUCCGUUGGUGGAGAAGACCACUUUCCUGGAUGAUGCUCAAGUGAAGAAGCUCAAGGCUGUGCUCGGUGGAACCGGCUAAACAAAGCCAAGCUCAGCUACAGAUUGUUUUCUAGUGUGAUGAUAUUUGUUGUUGUGGAUGUGUUUUCUUGUUGUUGCUAAUGUGGAAGCCAUUUCUUCAUGUUUAAUAAUGCAAUUGAAACAUUGUUCUA